Fusarium tjaetaba is the source of this 765-nucleotide messenger RNA. Its product is annotated as dioxygenase. Lineage: Eukaryota; Fungi; Ascomycota; Sordariomycetes; Hypocreales; Nectriaceae. Bases 1 to 765 code for a protein of 254 amino acids. The record is from RefSeq and is a predicted model, not a curated record. The transcript has a single exon.
AUGGUCACAUCUGACCCAACAAUAGUCUGUCUUCCAGGCUUAGGUCAGGACCACCGUUGCUACCAGUACAUCCUCCCUUUCUUGGUGGGCAAGUAUCGCGUCAUCAGAAUUUUAUGGAGGAAUCGCGGCGCCACCAGCGAAGCCGCGGGAAAAUGGACCGUGGAGGAUCAAGUAAACGAUACGAUCGCAGUUUUGGGCACUCUCCAGGUCCAAAAGUUCAUUCCCAUUUCUCACUUCCAAGGAGGUUGGUGCGCCAUGGAGAUGGCCGCACGUCUAGGGAGGCAAAGGGUCCCGGCUGUGCUAUUGACCGAUUUCAUCCUCACUCGGCCAUCAGCAGAAUUUAUCAAGAACCUGCAGAUGAUGCAAAACAAGGAGACUUGGCAGCAGGUUCAGGCCCUGCUCAUUAAGAAAUGGCUUAACAACACUUCCAACAGGAACGUUCUAAAUCAUUGCGAGAACGAUCUAGACACUAACGGAUUCGACAACUGGUCCUAUUUUUGCUGGGUGGUGGAAAAGAACUAUCAGCGCUGGGGUUCACCUAUGGAGCGACUUGAGGCUAUCAAAGACCCUCCUUUAGUUCGACAUGUCUUCAGCCAUCCCAAAGAGGAGGCUUAUCUUGCGGAACAUGAGGAAUUUGCGCGAAAACACCCUGAUUGGUUCAGCUUCGCCAGGCUCCGCGUGGAAUCGCACUUCUCCGUUGUCGAGCUACCAGAAGCUGUGAGUCUGCAAUUAUCACGUCUUGUCAAUCAGAUAAAGAGCAAGUAG